Fonsecaea nubica is the source of this 1485-nucleotide messenger RNA. RefSeq names its product TBC domain-containing protein C4G8.04. Gene Ontology annotation, molecular function: monooxygenase activity; heme binding; oxidoreductase activity, acting on paired donors, with incorporation or reduction of molecular oxygen. Lineage: Eukaryota; Fungi; Ascomycota; Eurotiomycetes; Chaetothyriales; Herpotrichiellaceae. The coding region runs from base 1 to 1485 and encodes 494 amino acids. The transcript is spliced from 4 exons. The record is from RefSeq and is a predicted model, not a curated record.
AUGUUGAUGCAAUCUUCCUUUUCGGGGGCAUACAGCCUUACGAGUAUCGCCAUUUCGGCAGUGAUAUUUGCAGCUGCUUUGUACCUACUGAGCAUGCUUUCUGCACACGCAUCAAUUGAUCAUCUGCCAGUCCUCGGCGAGAAAGGACAGACCACGUUCUACAAAACUCUCGAGAAUGCCUAUUUCAAUAUCAAAAACCUGCACCGUCUCCCGUUUCGACGGCACGACAUUGUCUGGAUCCCUCCCCGAUUCAUUAGUGAAGUGAGCUCGCUACCUGAGUCAAAGGUCAGCGUUGCUCGGGACUCGAUGACCCGGUUCCACGGAAAAUACACGGGGUUGGGUAUUAUGGACUUUCAUUUUGUCGAUGUCAUCCGUAUUCAUGUCACCCGGAAUCUGGCCAAGUAUAUCGGAGCCAUGGAAAUCGCAGUUGCCGAGUGCUUCGACUCGGACUCUCCAGACUGGGAAGAAGUUACUCUCCAUGCACGGCUCCUGCAAGUCGUGGGGCGGCUCACAGCAAGAAUGUUUGUGCCAGAACAGCUGUCCAAGAAUCCGGUUUGGGUGAAUCUGAUGAUUGACUACACUAUGAUCUCAAUGCAAGCAGUCGAAGAGCUCCAUGGUUGGCCGAUCUGGACCCAUCCGGUGGUUUCCAGGUGUCUGCCCAAAUGCCGGCAGAUUGUCGACAUGAGAGCUCAGGCCCGCGAUCUCCUCCGACCCGUGCUAGAAGAUCGUCGUCGACUCAUGGAGAGUGAUCCGACUGAUACCAUGCCAGCUGACACUCUGACCUGGACAAUCAAGGAGAAAGGCCCUGGUGGCUGGGACCCAGACUAUCAAGCCCGUAUCCAGAUUCUGAUUGCUGUGGGCUCCAUACAUACAACCACCAAUGCACUGGUCAACACAAUACUGGACAUCAUCAAUAACCCCGGUGUGGCCGACGAGCUGCGUACUGAAUACACCGACGUCCUGGCCGCCAAUGAUGGCAAGAUGAACAAGAUUGCUCUCAACAAUUUGAUCAAAUUCGACUCGGUCAUGAGAGAGUCACAGCGCUUGAAUCCAUCCCAUGCCAUCGCCAUCGGCCGGGUCGCGACGUUAGAUCUCAAGCUCUCAGGCGGCCAGGUCGUGCCGAGUGGUGUUCAUUUCCUCUUCUCGUCCGCAGCAGCAAACAGAGACCCGGCAUACUACAGUGAUCCCAAUCAAUUUGACCCUUGGCGAUUUGUGAAAUUAAGGCAAGCCGAGAAGGAUAGGUCGAAUGAAGGGAAAUGGCAGUUUGUGGCCACAAGUCCCAAUUCCCUCGGCUUUGGUCACGGAACCCAUGCUUGUCCCGGACGUUUUUUUGCAUCAAAUGAAAUGCGUCUGAUUCUGGGAAAUCUGCUGUUGCGCUACGACUUCAAGUUCCCACCUGGGAAAACCCGUCCUGAGAGCUUGUAUGGGGAGACGACCAUUUCGCCCAAUCCCAGCACGAAGGUGUUGAUCAAGGCGCGCGUAUAG